UUUAUACAUCAAACAGUAAUAGCUGUACCUAUAGAAACUUGGUCGACUCAAUAUCGAUUCCGUCUCAUUAGCGAGCGGUUAACGCCAACUGCAGACGCUUCACACAUCAGAGGACCCGCGACACCAGACUUAUACCUCUCGGAAAUGGCUACCACCAGACUGGCAGUAGUGACGGGCAGCAACAAAGGCAUCGGGUAUGCCAUGGUCAAGGACUUGUGUCGGUUGUUCGACGGCGACGUUUACCUGACGGCCCGGGACGUCGGCCGGGGCCUGGCGGCGGUGGACCGGCUGAACGAGCUGGGACUGAAGCCCAAGUUCCAUCAGUUGGACGUGACCGACGCCGGUAGCGUGGCCGCUUUCGCCGCGUUCGUGGCCGACAACUACGCGGGCGUGGACGUGCUGAUCAACAACGCGGCGAUCUACUUCGAGCCUACUACCGCCCCCGAGCCGUUCAGCGUUCAGGCCGAGGAGACGGUCCGCGUCAACUACUUCGCCCUGCGGUCCGUGUGCGACGCGCUGUUUCCUCUGCUCAAGGCAGGCGCGCGCGUGGUCAAUUUGUCCAGCUCAUUUGGCCGUCUGUCCUUGUUCCCCGGCGAAGAACUCAGGCGGAAGCUGUCGUCGCCCCAGUUGACCGUCGACGAGCUGGACGCGCUGGUCCGGCAGUUCGUGGACUGCGCCAAGGCCGGCAACCACGCGGAAGCCGGAUGGCCGUCGAACCCGUACACCGUGUCCAAGGUGGCAGUCAGUGCGCUUACGUUCAUACAGCAGAGGGCGUUCGACGCGGACCCCAGGGCCGACAUCGUCGUCAACAGCGUCCACCCCGGAUUUGUGGACACGGACAUGACCAGUCACAAGGGGACGCUGACCGUCGAACAGGGCGCCGAACUUCCGGUGUACCUGUCCCUGUUGCCGCCGGGCGAACGCGACGUCAAAGGCCGGUUCGUGUGGUGCGACAAAACCGUUAAGGACUGGACCACAUUUUGAGACGGUGCUUUUACGAUGAUGCUCGGCCACGGAGGUACUCGCCAUUUUUCACGUAUGCAAAUCACUUAGAAUCUAACUGCCCGUGUCUAUACUCUAUUUGUACACACAUUCCGUAUACUUAAUAUUGUGUAUUUUUUUAGGAAAAUUUUAUGUUUAUUAUUAAAUUAUUCGAUUUGGUACCGCUCAAACUGUGUUACUUUUGUACUGUUUCAGAUGACAUAUAUUAUGUUAUCACAAUAUAAUAAUACUUUUUUAAUCACAA
This is a messenger RNA of Aphis gossypii (cotton aphid), 1246 nucleotides long. RefSeq names its product carbonyl reductase [NADPH] 1-like. Gene Ontology annotation, molecular function: carbonyl reductase (NADPH) activity. The record is from RefSeq and is a predicted model, not a curated record. Lineage: Eukaryota; Metazoa; Arthropoda; Insecta; Hemiptera; Aphididae. The transcript has a single exon. Bases 145 to 984 code for a protein of 279 amino acids.